Messenger RNA from Peromyscus maniculatus bairdii (prairie deer mouse), 2722 nucleotides. RefSeq names its product carboxypeptidase N subunit 2 (gene Cpn2). The record is from RefSeq and is a predicted model, not a curated record. Gene Ontology annotation, cellular component: plasma membrane. Gene Ontology annotation, molecular function: protein binding. NCBI's taxonomy places the organism in Eukaryota, Metazoa, Chordata, Mammalia, Rodentia, Cricetidae.
UCCACAUGAGGGGAGGAACCCUUCCCGGGACUUUGGCCGGCGUCGAGGCUAGAUCCAGCUGAGCACGGAGCAUAGGAAAUACUGCUCUGCUUCUGAGAAAAAAAAACAGAGCUUCUGGCCCCUGCUGCCCAGCCCCUCACGAAGAUGUUCCCUGGAGCCUGGCUGUGCUGGGCCUCACUCCUGCUCCUGGCCAGGCCCACCCAGCCUUGCCCUAUGGGCUGUGACUGCUUCGACAGAGAGGUAUUCUGCUCAGAUGAGCAGCUGGCCACCAUCCCCCUGGACAUCCCCUCACACGUCACAGACAUUGUCUUUGUGGAGACUGCCUUCACCACGGUGGGGACCAGAGCUUUCAGCAGCAGCCGCAACCUGACCAAGGUGGUCUUCCUCAACACUCAGGUCUGUCACCUGGAGCCCGAUGCCUUUGGGGGGCUGCCCUGGCUGGAGGACCUGGAGAUCACAGGCAGCCCCUUCUACAAUGUCAGUGCUGACGUCUUUUCUAACCUGGGCUCACUGGAGAAGCUCACCUUGGGCUUCGACAGGCUGGUGGCUCUGCCCGAGGACCUCUUCCAAAACAUGGACAACCUGGAGUCCCUUCAGCUUCAGGGAAACCAGCUCCAGACCCUGCCUGGGAGACUGUUCCAGUCCCUGAGGUAUCUAAGAAUCCUCAACCUGGAGCAGAACCUUCUGAGCAAUCUCCCCGAGGGGCUGUUCCAGUCACUCAGCCUGCAGACACUGAAGCUGAGUAACAACAAGCUUACCAGGCUCCCCGAGGGCUUGCUGGGCGAUCUGGGCAGCCUGCAGGAGCUCUUUCUGGACGGCAAUGACAUCACAGAGCUGCCCCCACACGCGUUCUCACGGCUUUCCAGCCUGGAGAAGCUGUGGCUUCAGCACAACGCCAUCAGCCAGCUGCCGGUCUCCGUCUUCUCCUCUCUGCACAACCUGACCUUUCUAAACAUGCGGGGCAACGCGCUGCAGACCCUGCCGGCCGACCUCUUCGCCCACAACCCAGGGCUGCUCCACCUGUCCCUGUCCUACAACCAGCUGGAGACCAUCGCCGAGGGUACCUUUGCCAACCUGUCCCGCCUCGCUUCCCUCACGCUUGCCCACAAUGCCAUCACCCACCUCCCCGAGGAUGUCUUCAGGGACCUCGGGCGGUUGGUCAACCUCUUUCUGAACAGCAACAACAUGACGGACUUGCCUCCAGGCCUCUUUCAGAACCUGUCCAGGCUGGAGGUGCUCAGCUUGUCUAAGAACCAGCUGACCGUGGUCCCCGAGGGCAUCUUCGACACCAACUAUGACCUCUUCAACCUGUCCUUGUUCGGCAACCCCUGGCAGUGUGACUGUCACCUAGCCUACCUUGCCAGCUGGCUCCGCCUCUACAGUGACCAGCUUUUCAACACCCGCACCUACUGCGCUGGCCCAGCCUACCUCAAGGGCCAGUUGGUGCCCAGCUUGAGACAGGAACAGCUAGUGUGCUCUGUCAUCCCGGGCCACUUGGGCUUCCCAGCCCUGGGGGCGCUGGGUGACAGCGAGCCAGUGGGCAGCUGGGAUCUGGCAGGGGAGGGGAGGGCGGCCCACAGUCAGUGUACCUACCGCAACCCCGAGGGCACCGUGGUGCUUGCCUGUCAGGAGGCUCAGUGUCGCUGGCUGAGCGUCCAGUUGUCUUCCAGGGAAGGCUCGGACUCCCCAGCAAUGGCCUACAACUCCAGUCGGGAGUGGGAGUUGAGGUCAGCCUGUGGCUCCUUGAGGGUCACUGUGGCUAUCGAGGCUCAGGCUGCUGGGCCCUAGGUGCAGCAGAGAGAUUCAGAAGCGUGGGCAAAUGGGUGACUUUUGGGGGGGGGGCAGAGGGAGCUGAGUGUCCGAAGCUAAGAUAAGGGACACGGCCACGUCUCCAGAGUAGGGAGGAGUGAGGCCUGCUUCACGUAGCGUCUCCUCAUCCUUCCUCACUGUGACCCCUUGGAGCCUGUGACCUAACAAGGUCAUCCUCAAACCUAGAGUGGUGGAUCUCAGCCUUCCUCACGCUGUAACCCUUUAGUACAGUUCCUCAUGUUGCGGUGACCCCCUCUAGCUAUACAAUUAUUUUCAUUGCUACUUCCUAACGGUAAUUUUGCUGCUGCAAUGAAUCGUAAGUGUAAAUAUAUCUUGGAGAUGGAGGGUUGGCAAAGGGGUCAUGACCCACAGGUUGAGAACCACUGCUAGAGCCUAAAUCAUCCCCAGCCAGAGUGUUUUCCUAUUAUCUAACCCCACCCCACUCCCUGCCUGGAGCUCUAGCCUUGAGGCAUGCUCACCACUACUGUAGUUACACAAAGUAGAGGCCACAUCCCUUUGAUAGAUCAGAAGCCAUCUGUCUGUUCUCACUUCUUGCCCCCAAUUUUGUUUUCAAGGGAUAGAGAGGAAAGGGAUAUUAGAGGCGCUGGAGUGACGAGAAAAGGGCAGGACAGGGUUGUGUGGGGAGAUGGUACUGUCCUGGCCACCUCUCAAGCUGCAUCCAGGAGGAAUCAAGGCAAGAUGGUACCUUAGGCAGGCAGAGCCGGCCUGCGUGGCUCUCAGGAAGGCAGUGUGGCUUUCCCUGUUCAGCACACAAGAUGGCCGUUUGUUGUGGAUAUUGCUCUGUAUGCUGUGAAUGUGUUGCUCUGAUUUGGUUGAUAAGUGGAAUGCUGAUUGGCCAGUAGCUAGGCAGGAAGUAUAGUAUAGGCAGGAUAAGCAGAGAGGAGAAUUCUGG